This is a messenger RNA of Carlito syrichta (Philippine tarsier), 1104 nucleotides long. It is a transcript of the gene CISH, whose product is annotated as cytokine inducible SH2 containing protein. The transcript is spliced from 3 exons. The record is from RefSeq and is a predicted model, not a curated record. Gene Ontology annotation, molecular function: 1-phosphatidylinositol-3-kinase regulator activity. Gene Ontology annotation, cellular component: phosphatidylinositol 3-kinase complex. Bases 181 to 954 code for a protein of 257 amino acids. Gene Ontology annotation, biological process: intracellular signal transduction; phosphatidylinositol phosphate biosynthetic process. Lineage: Eukaryota; Metazoa; Chordata; Mammalia; Primates; Tarsiidae.
UCGCCCGGCCCGCCCCUUUCGCCCUCCCGGAGGGCCGCGCCGCCGCCUCUCAGUCCCUGCCCGCCGCCCGUGCGCCCCGGGAGCCGGCCCUGCGCGCCUCGCGCGGUUGGCUUCCUCCCGCCGCCGCCGUCCAGCCGAGUCCCACUCCGGAGCCGCCGCCGCCACCGCCGCCGCGGGGACAUGGUCCUCUGCGUUCAGGGACCCUGUCCUUUGCUGGCUGUGGAGUGGAUCGGGCAGCGGCCCCUGCAGGCUCAGUCCCUGGAGCUGCCCAGGCCAGUCAUGCAGCCCUUGCCUGCUGGAGCCUUCCUGGGUGAGGCAGCAGAGGAUACCCCAGCCCAGCCAGAGAAUGAACCAAAGGUGCUGGACCCUGAGGAGGAUCUGCUGUGCAUAGCCAAGACUUUCUCCUACCUUCGGGAAUCUGGCUGGUAUUGGGGUUCCAUUACAGCCAGCGAGGCUCGGCAGCACCUGCAGAAGAUGCCAGAGGGCACAUUCCUAGUACGUGACAGCACCCACCCCAGCUACCUAUUCACGCUGUCAGUCAAAACCACCCGUGGCCCCACCAAUGUGCGCAUCGAGUACGCUGACUCCAGCUUCCGCCUGGACUCCAACUGCUUGUCCAGGCCACGCAUCCUGGCCUUCCCAGAUGUGGUCAGCCUCGUGCAGCAUUACGUGGCUUCCUGCACUGCUGACACCCGAAGUGACAUCCCUGAUCCCGCUCCUACCCCAGCCUUGCCUGUCCCCAAGGAAGAUGCACCGAGUGACCCAGCACUGCCUGCUUCUGCGGCCACUGCUGUGCACCUAAAACUGGUGCAGCCCUUUGUGCGCAGAAGCAGUGCCCGCAGCCUGCAGCACUUGUGCCGCCUUGUCAUCAACCGCCUGGUGGCUGAUGUGGACUGCCUGCCACUGCCCCGGCGCAUGGCCGACUACCUCCGACAGUACCCCUUCCAGCUCUGACUGGACCGGGCAACCUGCCUAGUUUCACCCAGCCAUACUCUGGAAAGGACACUGGCCCCAGCUGGACUUGGGCUCCCACUGUCCCUCCUCCAGUCAUCCUGGUGCCUGCAUGAAUCUGGCAGCUGGACCAGAAAGAGCCAGCAAGAACAA